UCGCUCUCGUCCGUUGAGCUCCGUCUGGCCGAGUUUUGUCUCCACGUUUCGCCCGUUUCUGCCGAGUCUGGUUACGAUCAGUUUUUUUCUCUGUCCUUGUUCCACACGUCGACACUUGGUGUCAGUCUCUUUCGCUCUGCUAAUUGAGCUUCGUGUACCGCGCUGAUGUUCACAAGUUCAUGCGUUACAUCGGCACCCCGUCCGGUGUUUUUGUACUGGCCCCUGCUACUACUACCUUCGACUGGAGUUGGGGCCACAGCUACUCAUUUCGUUUUCAAUCUCUUUAUUUGGAGGUGCUACACGACACUUCUUCGUGCCUGGGUGUAUACCCACUGGCCCUGAGGCACUCUCCUGGAGUUCGUGGCACACCUGCUCCACACCCCUGUCAGCAGUAUGAGCAGUGGCAGCGGUACUCUCCUCAUGAUGUCGACAGACAUUUGACGGAUGACAUUUACCAGAGGUCUAUGUAUCUAUUGCACACAGGAAACUACUUCAAUGUUGUUGGUUCUAUAAGGAAGAAUUAAUGUUACCACAUGUGCCUAUAUAUGCACUCUCUGAGCAUAUUGGGGAAGGAGAGGGUGGGUCCAGGGGCGUAGCCAGGAUUGAAUCUUAGGGGAGGCAAAUGCAUUAUUCAUGUUUAAUUGUGCGCAUGCGCAAUGUCAGUGUUUGAUCGCGGAAGGCCAGAGCAAAACGGCGAUGCCCAAAGCAGCCCCAGUCUUCCCAGUUUUGUACGAUACACUCUGGGGGAGAUGUCUGCUCUUGGUUGGUGUAACCCAGCAUUCUCUCGCUGCUGGCGCUGGUCGUUGGUUACGCUGUGAAAAGUUGUACGUAAUAAAUUAUUCAUAAGUCAGCAAAAACAGAGGAGGCAACUGCCUCCUCUGUCUCAAUGCUAGCUACGCCCCUGGGGUCCCUGCAAUUUAGUUGAGGUGGCUUCCCCAUUUCAUGCUAUAACCACUGUAGAAAGUGUGAUUUACAUGUCCUGUACAUGACUUCUGAACAUGUUGGGGAAGAAGAGGGUGGGUCCCUGCAAUUAUAUGAGGUGGCUUCCCCAUUUCAUGUUCUAACCACUCUCCUAAAGUCUCAGACUUCAUGGAGCUGACUGGUUUCAAAGUGUAGGAAAACUGCACUGUCUUUACCACAAAGUUUUAGGGGACUGUAACUGCAUCACAAAGUUGAGGUAGCACAC
Messenger RNA from Geodia barretti, 1186 nucleotides. Lineage: Eukaryota; Metazoa; Porifera; Demospongiae; Tetractinellida; Geodiidae. The record is from the annotation of a GenBank genome assembly.